Messenger RNA from Cavia porcellus (domestic guinea pig), 5240 nucleotides. It is a transcript of the gene Cabp4, whose product is annotated as calcium binding protein 4. The transcript has 6 exons. Gene Ontology annotation, biological process: visual perception; regulation of voltage-gated calcium channel activity. Gene Ontology annotation, cellular component: cytoplasm. Bases 179 to 994 code for a protein of 271 amino acids. The record is from RefSeq and is a predicted model, not a curated record. NCBI's taxonomy places the organism in Eukaryota, Metazoa, Chordata, Mammalia, Rodentia, Caviidae. Gene Ontology annotation, molecular function: calcium channel regulator activity; calcium ion binding.
ACAUUCAGGGCAGAAGGCAGGGAUUAGGUCCUGAGCUGCCUACCUCACUUACCCUAAUCGCCCUCAGGGCCUGAUCCCAGGCAAUCACCUGGAAGACUGGGCACCUAAGCAGCUUUGGGGCUCCUGAGAGCCAAAGGUGCUUGGGGAGCUGUGGCCUCGGUCUGGCUGUGUCUCCCGCAUGGCCACAGAGCACAGUCCAGGCUCAGGCCCCAGCUCCCAGAAGCCCCCUGCAGAGGCUGUGUCUCUGGGCAGUGGUGCUGAGGGCCCCCCUCUGGCCAGGAGGAAGAGCAAGAAAGAAAAGAAGUCCCAAGGGUCCCGGAAGGGCAGUGCUGGGGAGCAAACCUCUGUCCAGGAUCCUGAGGCCUCGAGGAGCAGCAAAAAGCCUUCAAGGACAGAAGAGAAGAAAGGAGAGCCAUCACCAGCGCCCUCUGGGCCAACCUCUCGCCGCCAAUCCCACCGGCAUCGUUCUGACCCCCAGCAGGAUGCUGCUCAGAGGACCUAUGGGCCCCUGCUCAACCGCAUAUUUGGGAAGGACCGUGAGCUGGGCCCCGAGGAGCUGGAAGAGCUGCAGGCUGCCUUCGAGGAGUUUGACACUGACCAGGAUGGCUAUAUCGGCCACCGGGAGCUGGGCGACUGUAUGCGGACACUGGGGUACAUGCCCACCGAAAUGGAGCUCCUCGAAGUUGCCCAGCAUGUGAAGAUGCGCAUGGGUGGCUUUGUGGACUUCGAGGAGUUCCUGGAGCUGAUAGGCCCAAAGCUGAGAGAGGAGACGGCACAUAUGCUGGGGGUGCGGGAGCUGCGCAUUGCCUUCCGAGAGUUUGACAAGGACCAGGAUGGAAGAAUCACUGUGGCGGAGCUGAGGCAGGUAGCACCCGCUCUGCUGGGGGAACCUCUGGAGGGGACAGAACUGGAUGAGAUGCUUCGAGACAUAGACCUCAAUGGGGAUGGCACCAUAGACUUUGAUGAGUUUGUGAUGAUGUUGUCUACCCACUGAGACACCUGCAGGGAGGACCUGUUGUCACUGUGGCCCGAGAUACCACCAGGACCAGGCUGCAUGCAAGGAGGUUCCAGGAUGGCAGAGACCUAGCAGUCCCCAGAAUCCUUCUACCCUGGGCAGCGUCUUGCUCUAGAAUCUGUCUGUGAAGUCACCUGCCUGUCUUCACCCUCACCACCCACCCACUGCUUGAGUGACCUGGAGAAAAUGUAUGCUCAAGCAUCCACCAGUCCACAUUGUGAGCAAGUCCUCGAUCUCUCUGCACCCUUGGCAGGUAGAAAGCUCCCUCCCUGGUGCUGGAAGUAUUCAAGUAGGGACAAUUGGGGGGAUCCAUAGUAACACAGUGAACUGAGAGGGUGGCCGGCCUCCUCUCACUACUUACACAAAGUGAACUUGAAAGGGAGGAGCCUAGGUCCCAAAGACCAAGGCUGGAGUUGUAGAGGGGGCUGACCCCGAGGGGGUUUCAGAUCUGGAGAAAGGCUUGGGGGCCUGGGAGGCCCACAGUCCCAUAUAGUCUAAAUGGCAAGAAAUUAAUAUCUGGAUCCAUUCCAGGGCCUCAUAGUGCUGCCCUGUUCCUGGAAAGGGGAGUGAAAAAACAUUUCCACAAACCAGCCUGAGAAGGUUUGAGGGAACAGAUAUUUAGGGUCUUAAGUGGAUAUAAAUCCCAGAGACAAAAGAAGAGAAAGAGGGGAAAGGAUGCUUUAGACAUGUGGAAAUCUUUUUUUGUUGUUGUCCUAAAGAAAGAGAGGUUGAUUAACUUCAGAUUUCAUUGGCCGACUGAUUAGUGGCUGGGCAUAGUGCACACCUAUAAUCUUGCCAUGAGGGAGGCUGAGGCAGGAAGAUCACUAGGAGUUUGAGGCCAUUUUGAGCUACAAAGUGAGUUUAAGUCCAGCCUGAACUAGAUAAUGAGACCCUGUCUAAAAAAAAAAAAAAAAAAAAAGUCAGAGUCAGCUAGAUUUGGUGGCACAAACCUGUUACUCCCAAUACCCUGGGAGACCGAGGCAGGAGAAUUAUAAAUUUGAACACAGUUUAAGCAGUUUAGAAAUUUAGUGAGACUUCACCUCAAAAUUUAAAACAAAUGAAGGCUGGGUACAUAGCUUGGGGUGAAGAUCUUGGAUUUCCUCAGUCCCAAAACAAAAAGUACAUGCUCAUAAUCCUAGCAUUGAGGAAGCUGAGUCAGGAGGAUUGCCUGGAGUUUGAGGCCAAUCUGAACUACAAGGCAAGAUCCUAUCUCAAACAAAGCAAAACAAAACAAACCCUAAAAGAACCAAACAGACACAAAAGGUCAGAGAGCUCUAGUUCCAAAAAUAAAGUAUCCCUGUUAGGUUGUAUUUCUUGUAACAGACACCAAAAUAAAACAAAUGAUGCCUUUACCAGAAUAGAAAUUUAUUUCCACAGUAAGUCUGUAUGUGGUGUCUUCUUCAAGGACUCAGGUUCCUGGCUAGCUGUCCUGCCUUCCUAAGGUUUGUCUGUUUUCCUGGUGGUAGGAUGGAGGUCAAUAAAAAAGAAUAAAAGGUUACAGUGUGAAGUAAGGCCACUUAUAUCCAUGAAGCAGAGCGUAUCACUUGCCUGCUUGGCAAGGAUACUGGGAAAUGUAGUCUUUAUCUGGAAGGUCACGUGCCCAGCUACACACCAGGGGUUCUCCUACAGGGACAGAUACAGAAGGGCAGAGGUCAGGCUCCGUUUCAUAGCUGAGUCGAGGUUGUAGGAGACACGCUCAAAGCAUAUGGCCACUAGAAGGGGAAAGCGAUGGCUUGGAAAAGAGACUAUCAAGAUUAAUCAAAAAAAGACGGUACAGAGGGACAUGGUGUUUCACAGCUGUAAUUUCAGCACUUGGGAGGGUGAGGCAGGGGAGUUCAAAGCCAGGCUGGCCUUCAUAGUUAGACAUUGUCUCAAAACAAAACACAACAAAAAGUAAGGCACUGUUCCCUAAGGAAAUUCUCCUUCCUCUCACUCAUCCCUUUUCCUCCCUCUCCUCUCUUCCUCUUCCUCUUCCUUCUUUUCCUCCUUCUCCUCCUUUUUCUUGAGACAGAAGGGUCUUACUGUAUGGUUCAACCUGGCCUUGAACUCAAGACCUUUCUACUUUUUUUUUGGUGUGUUUUUGAGACAAGGUCUCACUAUGCAGUUCAGGCUGGCCUUGGACUCACUUUGUAGCUCAAACUGGUCUCUAAUUUACAAUGAUCCUCCUGCCUCAGCCUCUUGAGAGCUGGGAUUACAGACAUGCACCACCACACCCAGCUCAAGAUUCUACUUUAGCUGCUAGAUUGCUGAUAUUUACCACUACACCUGGGUUACACCUUCCUAUUAAUGUAUCCUCAAAUUGUGAUAUAUACAAUAUACAAUAGAUUUACAAUAUAUAUUAGAGUUUAGAUUGUUAUCAUUCCCUGAAAAGUGUUGCUGUCAAUCCAGACCAGUAUUAGAUAAAUUAGUGAAAAAAAUUCAAACCGUGGCUGGGUGUGGUGGCUCACGUUUGUAAUCCCAGCACUAGGGAGGCUGAGGCAGGAGGAUCAUUGUGAGUUCGAGACCAGCCUGGGCCAGCCUGAACUGCAUAGUGAGACCCUGUCUCAAAAAAACCAAAAAAAAAAAAAAAAAUUUCAAACCAUGGGCUGCAGUGUAGCUGGUUAUAGAGUUCUUGCCUAGUGGGGAAAAGGGCUGGGUUCAAUCCUUUUUUUUUUUUUUUUUUCGUUUUUAUUGGUACCAGGGAUCGAACUCAUGACUGCCUGCUUGCAAGGCAGGCGCUUAUGCCGCUGAGCUAAAUCCCCAGCCCCCUAGGUUCAAUCUUGAGCACAAAAAAAAAAAAAAAAAAAACCACCAAAACCCAAAAAUCAUUUAAACUUAGGCAUUGAGCUAGGUAUGAUGGGGAUGCAUGUCUGUAAUCCUACCUAUUUGAGAGGCUGAGGCCGGAGGAUGGCAAAUCAAAGGCCAACCUAGACAAUUUAGAGACCUUGUUUUGAAAUUUUUAAAAGCUAAAAAAAAAAAAAGAAAAGAAAAGCAGGGGCUGUAGUCCAGUGUAAAAAUCCUGACUUCAGUCCCCAGUGCUGCCUCCCUUCCCUGCCAAACUUGCCGACCAUGGUGGCACACACCUGUAAUCCCAGUGCCCUGGGAGGCUGAGGCUGGAUUGGAAGUUUAAACUCAGUGCAGGCUAUUCAGUGACUUAAUAAAACCAUCUCAAAAUAAACAAUAGAAAUGCUCAAGAGCCAGGGAUUUAGCUCACCGACCUAAGCAUCCACCUUGCUAGUGUAGGUUAUGAGUUUGAUCCCCUGUACCAAAAAAGACAACAAAGGCUCAAGCCCUAGUACUAAGGGGGAAAAAAUGUAGAGGGCUGGAGGUAUAAUUUAGCGCUCCCUGGGCUCAGUCCCCAACACCACACAAAAACAAAACAAACAAAAAACCACCUAAGUACUUUUUUUUUUUUUUUGUCUUUUUGAGACAAGGUCUCCCUAUGCAGUUCCUGGUACUGAGCUCACUUUGUAACAAAACCCGAGCAUUUUGUAAGUGUUGAUAUCUGGAGUGGAUAACUAGAUUGGGAAACUUUUUUUUUGAACCCAGAAUCAAACUCAGGACUUUGUGCUUGCCAGGCAGGCACCGUACCGCUGAGCUAUACCCCCGGCCCCUACUUUUUUUUUUCUCUAGUAAAUAUUUCAGGCUUCAAACAUCAUGUCAGGGUCCACUGAGGUGUGUCACAACUGUUCACUCAAUGCUGCUGUUACAUUUGUAAAGCAAAGCUGUCAUGGUCAACAUUUUAAACAAAUAGGUGUCAGCAUGCUGAAAAUUUAAUAAACUUCACAAAACAUUGAAAUUUGGAGCUUAAAUAAUUUUACAUGCCAUGAACCCUUGUUACCUUUUAUUUUAUUUUUGAGACAAGGUCUCACUACGCAGUUCAGGCUGGCCUUGAAUUCAAGCCGUCCUGCCUCAGCCUCCAUGGUAGCACCAUGCCCAGCCUAUACUGCUGUCUUAUACUUUGAGUAUUCCCCACCUAUUACAACAUAGAAAAUCCAUGCUGUGGCCUGUAUUUGCUGACUCUGGUACAUUGUGACUCACCACUUCCGGAAUAACUGUUUGGCUGAGGUUGUAAAAUGAGAGCUGGGGAAGUAGCUCAGCAGCAGAGCGUUUGCCUAGCAUGCUUGAGGCCCUGGGUUCAGACUCCAACACCAAAGAUUAUGGAAUGAGAAAAAGUAUUCGUAGUGACUCUAUUAACUGCCUGUCUGCUGCUCACUUUUCAAUAAAGGAAAAAGACAAAAAAAAA